AUGACACAGAAGUUUGAAGCCCUACAUGCAAAUCAUACCUGGGAUGGAGUGCCCCUGCCAAGUGGCAAGCAUGCCAUUAGCUGCAGGUGGGUAUAUAAGAUAAAGCACAAAGCUGAUGGAAUAGUAGAGAGGUUCAAAGCUUGGCUAGUAGAAAAAGGGUAUACUCAGCAACCUGACAUAAACUACAUAGAAACCUUCAGUCCUGUGGUAAAAAUGAUAACAGUGAGAGCCCUUAUAGCUACAACAAUAAAGAAGCACUGGCAUAUCUCUCAGUUAGAUGUGAACAAUGUAUUUAUUCAUGGAGACCUCCAUGAGGAAGUAUACAUGCAAAUGUCACCAGGACUAGAGAUCAACUCUCUAGGAUUAGUGUGCAAGUUGAACAAGUCCUUAUAUGAUCUCAAACAUGCAAGCAGACAGUGCCUCUCUACUCCCCUUAAUCCAAAUGAAAAGUUGAGAGCCAAAGAAGGAGCAUCUUUGCGAGAUCCUACCUACUACACGAAACUGGUGGGAAAGUUGAAUUUCCUCACCAAUACCAGACUGGACAUAGCCUUCAGUAUGCAACAUCUUAGCCAGUUUAUGCAAGACCCCAGGGAGCCACAUUUGAAAGCAGCUUUCUACUUAGUUAGGUAUCUGAAGAAUGAUCCAACUCUAGGAAUUUUUCUAUCAAAUGAUUCUGAUUGUAGCCUAAAGGGUUAUUGUGAUUCAGACUGGGCUGCUUUCCCAGAUUCUAGGAGGCAGAUUGAUGGUCGUGAAGUUAUCCAAUGCUUCCAUGAGGAACAGGUCUGCACGAGAGGUGAUGGGUUUUCGCCUAGAUCAAGGCAGCAAGACUUUGUUUACCAUCUCAAAUAG
Nicotiana tabacum (common tobacco) is the source of this 849-nucleotide messenger RNA. The record is from RefSeq and is a predicted model, not a curated record. Lineage: Eukaryota; Viridiplantae; Streptophyta; Magnoliopsida; Solanales; Solanaceae.